AUGAAAGCCAUCCUGCAGCGGGUUCUAUCCGCCUCAGUCACCGUCGACAAGGAGCUGGUGUCAUCCAUUGGCAAGGGCGUCCUCGUCUUUGCCGCCAUGGCCCCCGGUGACACCGAGAAGGAGGCCGAAUCCCUGGCGGCCAAGGUUCUAAAGAUGAGAAUGUGGGAUGAUGAAACAGGUGGCCGGUGGAAGAAAAAUGUCCAAGAUAUCAACGGGGAGGUCCUUUGCGUCUCCCAGUUCACUCUGUUGGCCUCCACCAAGAAAGGAAGCAAACCUGACUUCCAUGGCGCUCUUGGAGGGGAGGAGGCAAAGAGGCUGUACCAGUACUUCUAUCAGAAAGUCCAGGAGGGCUACCGACCUGAGAGGGUCAAGGAUGGCGUCUUCCAGGCCAUGAUGGAAGUUGCCCUUGUCAACGAUGGGCCGGUCACGCUUGAGCUGUCUGCUGGGCCUAAGCAGCAGCCCGAAAAGGCGCCUUUUUGA
This is a messenger RNA of Phialemonium atrogriseum, 480 nucleotides long. RefSeq names its product D-Tyr tRNAtyr deacylase-like domain-containing protein. Lineage: Eukaryota; Fungi; Ascomycota; Sordariomycetes; Cephalothecales; Cephalothecaceae. Gene Ontology annotation, cellular component: cytoplasm. Bases 1 to 480 code for a protein of 159 amino acids. Gene Ontology annotation, molecular function: D-tyrosyl-tRNA(Tyr) deacylase activity. The record is from RefSeq and is a predicted model, not a curated record. Gene Ontology annotation, biological process: tRNA metabolic process. The transcript is spliced from 5 exons.